Molecule: messenger RNA, 1764 nt
Organism: Trichoderma breve
Lineage: Eukaryota; Fungi; Ascomycota; Sordariomycetes; Hypocreales; Hypocreaceae
Product: FAD dependent oxidoreductase domain-containing protein
Exons: 1
Coding region: 1-1764 (587 amino acids)
Source: RefSeq, a predicted model, not a curated record
AUGACCAUUAAACGAUUGUACGAACCGUCAUACUUCUCUGACUUUAACUUCACAAUGAUCUUCAUAUUAAUUUUUGCAAUGUUCCCUAAUAUUAGUACUCCCUUCCCCCUGCGUUCCCAGAUCGGUAAACGAUCAGAUUGCCCACAACCAGGGGCGACGACUUAUGACAUCGUCAUAUAUGGAUCCACUCCGGCAGCACUUGUGGCAGCUAUCCAGACGACGCGUAUGAAUAGGACCGUUGCGAUUGUCAGUCCAUCAAGUCAUAUUGGUGGCAUGACCACGUCAGGCCUUGGUUGGACAGACUCCAAAAACGGAAAUGCCAUUGGAGGCAUUGCCAGAGAGUUCUAUAGUCGAGUAUAUAAUUACUACCUAUCCGACUCGGUGUGGACUAGGGAGACAAGAACAGAUUACAUCAACAAACAAAUAGCUGCACAGCCGGGACCAGCAAUCGAUGUAACAAACCAAGUACAGUGGACUUUCGAGGCACACGUUGCUGAAUCAAUAUUCGAAGACUGGAUGGAAGAGUUAAACAUACCAAUUUUUCGAAACGAGACUCUUCCUAUGUCGACUGACAGUGUAACGAUAAAAAACAAUCGAAUCACUUCCAUAACGACAGAAUCAGGUCAUGUGUAUGACGCAUUAAUGUUUAUGGAUGCUAGCUACGAAGGAGACUUUAUGGCGGCGGCCCAGAUCCCGUUUAGAAUAGGGCGUGAAGCACAAUCUGAAUUCGGCGAAUCCUUAGCUGGGAUACAAAUCGCAGCAACAGACGGUUACCUUGGAAUGUCUCCAUACCUUACACCUGAUGAUCCCGAUAGCGGCCUUAUUAAGGGAAUCGACCACAUCGUCACAGACGACGAAGCGAAGACGUUGAAUGGCACUGCUGAUAAUUAUCGACUUCAGGCUUUCAACUAUCGGCUUAGCCUCACACAAACAACCGACAAUCAGAUUCCUUUUACAAAGCCAGAUGAUUACGAUGAAGCUUCUUAUGAGAUCUUACUUCGCUAUAUUGAAGCUGGCUACCAUGAUCUGUUUUUCACCAAGCAACUCAUGCCAAACCUGAAAACAGACACAAACUCGAAUGGAGGAGUAAGCACUGACUUUUUGGGUGGAAACUUCGACAACGUCAAGAAAACAAAUUACAUUGAGGAAAGCUAUGCACAGCGCGCGGCGAUUCGCCAGACCUAUAAGACUUACACGCAAGGUUUCUUUUGGACACUUGCUAACCAUCCACGGGUACCUCAAAGAUUUAGGGACUCUGCAAGCACUUGGGGUUAUGCCAAAGACGAAUGGACCACCAACGGAAACUGGCCUUAUGAGAUCUACAUUCGCGAAGCCAGACGCAUGCAAGGAAAUUUUACUAUGACACAAGGCGACGUACAGACCCCUCAAACGUUUGCUGAUGACAGCGUCAUUGGCCUUGGGUCCUAUACUCUUGACUGUCAUGAAGCAGAGAGAAUCGUCAUUGAUUCAGAAGUUUACAAUGAGGGAUUGGUCCAUACUCCAGUUCCACAGCCUUUCCCUAUCCCGCUGGGCAGCAUUAUCCCACAAUCUUCCGAUGUGGUCAAUUUCUUGAACCCAGUUACAAUGAGCAGCACGCAUGUUGCUUUCGCAGCUAUUCGGAUGGAGCCGACUUACAUGAUUAUGGGGCAGAGCGCAGCGACAGCUGCUGUGUUUGCAAUUGAGCAGUGUGUAAAUAUUCAGGAUGUAGACAGGGCUCAGUUAAGCGACAGGCUGGCGGAAGAUAAGCAGGUCUUGUCUCUAUAG